This is a messenger RNA of Enterobius vermicularis (human pinworm), 390 nucleotides long. NCBI's taxonomy places the organism in Eukaryota, Metazoa, Nematoda, Chromadorea, Rhabditida, Oxyuridae. The record is from the annotation of a GenBank genome assembly.
CCACGUUUUGAUAUGGAGCAUUACGUUAAGGGUGAAGAAAUAUCUGUGGAAUGUGUUCUGCCAUACCCAAAAGAAUUAACAGAAAAUGUCACACAAAUGGUUAUUAAAGAGAACUCAAAGUUUAAAAAUAUAUUGGGUUAUGUAGAAAAAGUUUUCCAGGAUCCGGCUUGUAGACGAAUUAUAUUCAAAGGUGUCGGUGAAGCCACGGCAAAGUGUAUUUCAUGCGUCGAAGUUUUCAAAAGGAGCCGCAAAAACGAAGUACUUUAUCAGUGGAAUGCUAUAAAAUUUUCCAGAAGAUCUGACGUUUGGCUUCCAGACCCAAGCAAAGACGGUCUCAGCAAGUGUGAUUCUUAUCACUUUAACAUUAUUUCCGAUGCUUUAUUUUUGUAG